This is a messenger RNA of Gigantopelta aegis, 1948 nucleotides long. Its product is annotated as excitatory amino acid transporter 1-like. NCBI's taxonomy places the organism in Eukaryota, Metazoa, Mollusca, Gastropoda, Neomphalida, Peltospiridae. Gene Ontology annotation, cellular component: plasma membrane. Gene Ontology annotation, biological process: L-glutamate transmembrane transport. Bases 62 to 1528 code for a protein of 488 amino acids. Gene Ontology annotation, molecular function: neutral L-amino acid transmembrane transporter activity; L-glutamate transmembrane transporter activity; glutamate:sodium symporter activity. The record is from RefSeq and is a predicted model, not a curated record. The transcript is spliced from 12 exons.
UGAGACGCUCAGUUCGAAGAGUAUCGCAGCUCAGAGUCACAAGAUUCAUAAUCUACCAGCCAUGGAAAGGACUUAUUUUUCACAAGAUCCAGAGAUAAUCAUUGAACAAAUGAGCGUGCGACAUCUAUUUUGGGUCAAGGUCAAAGGUUACUUCCGAAAAGAUGUACUGAUGAUUUUGACAUUGACUGGGAUCAUUUUGGGAUUUGCUCUGGGAUUCGGGAUCAGGGAGCUGCACCCGUCCAAGGAUGCCAUAAUGUGGAUGGGUAUGCCAGGAGAACUGUUUCUGCGCGUGCUUCGUCUGAUGGUUCUCCCGUUAAUUGUAUGCAGUGUCAUAUCAGGCACAGCGUCAAUGGACCCCAGAUCUAACGGUAAAAUCAGCCUCACGGCGUUCCUGUUCAUCGCUGCAACCAACGUGCUCGCCAGCGGGUUAGGUGUGGUGCUCUGUGUCGUCAUUCAACCAGGAGUUGGUGCCACUCACGCCACACAGAUUAACAAAACGGGCAGCAUGGAAACCCAAGAUAUAUUUGCAGACCUCUUGAGAAACAUUGUACCUGACAACAUGGUUGAAGCAACGUUUAAACAGGCUCAGACACAGUAUUCAAGGGAGAUCAUUCACAGAGCGCGAAAUACGACAAACGGAACGGUCAUAGAAUCAUUGUUGGUCGUGUCUAAGUCUUUAGGAAAGGUCGACAGUGUAAAUGUUCUUGGUUUGAUUUUAAUAUGUACAAUCCUCGGUGUGGCUGCCCAUUCGGUGAAAGAUCACGCUCAAGUAUUUUUGCAGUUCUUUUCGGGUUCUACUGAAAUCAUACUGGUCAUCAUAAGGAAACUGUUUUGGAUCGCUCCUCUUGGUAUAGCCAGUCUGGUGGCCGCGGCCAUUGCGGGAAUCACGGACAUUGUCGAAGUGUUUUCUCACCUCGGGUUCUUCGUGUUGGCCGUCACUGUGGGAAUUCUUAUCCACUCGUUUAUCGUUCUUCCCGUGAUUCUGGUCGUCCUCACGAGACAAAACCCGUUUGCGUUCCUCGUUUCCAUCAUUAGACCCUUGUUAAUUGGAUUCGCUACAACAGCUACAGCUGUAGCGAUACCUGAAAUGCUCAACUCUUGCGAGGAAAAGAACAAAAUUGACAAAAGAUUGGCUCGUUUCGUAGUUCCUUUCUGCGUGACCUUGAACGCCGACGGAAGCGCCCUCUACAUUACGUCAGCAGCAAUUUUCAUUGGUCAGACUGUAUUUGGAUCAGUUUCCAUCAGUGACGCCGUUGUGAUUUGGAUUCUAACAUCUGUUGCUGCAUUUGCCAUUCCGUCCGUGCCGAGUGCAAGCAUAGUGACGUUAUUGAUCAUAUUGACGUCACUGGGCUAUCCGACCAAUGGGAUAUCUCUCUUGUUCGCUGUGGAAUGGUAUCUGGAUCGUAUCAGAACGUCAUGUAACGUCAUAAGUCACACGUUUUGCACGGCUGUGUCAUAUAGAUUCUGUAAGAAAGACUUGCAGCACGUUGAGCAGAGAGAAAAUCAUGAAGAAACCGCAGUGCUUUGAUAUUCCUUUGUGUAUUUUAUUUGGGGUGUCCCCUAUAUAUUUAUCAUUAAAACACAACUAUAGUGACAGACGCGUGCGCGCGCACAUAUAAACAGGGCAUAAAAUUUGGUACGAACGAUUUUGUCGUUCGUCUAUCGGUUAUGCAAAACCAAUAUCAACACAAACGACGGAUCGUUCGUGCAAAUGCUGUAAUUGCUCGUCAGAAAAUCCAAACAAACGUAUGUUGGCUAAUAUCAAUGUUUUGGAAAACUGCGUGCAGUGGGAAAUCCCUGACCUAGAUGUACGUGCUUGAUGUACCAAUCUGAUUAAAAUUAGCUCUACUGGUCUACCAGUAGAUCUAACAGAAUUGCGUGGACUCCCAUGUCCAGGUGACAUUUCAUCUAGAAAUAACAAUUUAAAUAUCGACCAAUUACACUUCGC